Messenger RNA from Ictalurus furcatus (blue catfish), 2976 nucleotides. RefSeq names its product alpha-actinin-2-like. Gene Ontology annotation, molecular function: actin filament binding; calcium ion binding. NCBI's taxonomy places the organism in Eukaryota, Metazoa, Chordata, Actinopteri, Siluriformes, Ictaluridae. The transcript is spliced from 21 exons. Bases 1 to 2688 code for a protein of 895 amino acids. Gene Ontology annotation, cellular component: Z disc; cell projection; plasma membrane. The record is from RefSeq and is a predicted model, not a curated record. Gene Ontology annotation, biological process: actin cytoskeleton organization; muscle cell development.
AUGGUGACGAUGAAACAAACGGAGACGCAGUACAACAACGGUUACGUGCAGGAAGAGUACAUGCUGCCGGAGGAUGAGUGGGACCGGGACCUGCUGCUCGACCCCGCCUGGGAGAAACAACAGCGCAAAACUUUCACUGCAUGGUGCAACUCACACCUGCGUAAGGCUGGGACUCAGAUUGAGAACAUAGAGGAGGAUUUUCGUAAUGGACUCAAGUUGAUGCUCCUUCUGGAAGUCAUCUCUGGUGAAAGACUGCCAAAACCAGACAGAGGUAAAAUGCGAUUUCACAAAAUAGCCAAUGUGAACAAAGCCCUGGAGUACAUCACCAGUAAAGGGGUAAAGCUGGUGUCCAUUGGAGCAGAAGAGAUCGUUGAUGGAAAUGUAAAGAUGACAUUGGGAAUGAUCUGGACCAUUAUCCUCCGCUUCGCCAUCCAGGACAUCUCAGUAGAAGAAACCUCAGCUAAAGAGGGCCUGCUGCUGUGGUGCCAGAGGAAGACGGCUCCGUAUAGGAACGUCAACGUCCAAAAUUUCCACUGCAGCUGGAAGGAUGGCCUGGCCUUCUGCGCCCUUAUACACAGACACAGACCCGAUCUGAUUGACUACUCCAAACUCAGAAAGGAUGAUCAUCUAGGCAACCUGAACCUGGCUCUGGAAAUUGCGGAGAAACACCUUGACAUCCCCAAAAUGCUGGAUCCAGAAGACAUCAUCAACACCCCCAAACCUGAUGAGAGAGCCCUCAUGACCUAUGUGUCCUGCUUCUACCAUGCUUUUGCUGGAGCCGAGCAGGCGGAGACCGCUGCUAACAGGAUUUGUAAAGUUCUUGGGGUCAACCAGGAGAAUGAGAAGCUCAUGGAAGACUAUGAGAAACUGGCCAGUGAGCUUCUUGAAUGGAUCUGCCGUACUACCCCGUGGCUGGAGAACCGCUCUUCCGAGACCACUAUGGCGGCUAUGAUGAAGAAACUCGAAGAUUUUCGUGCCUAUCGUCGCGUUCACAAGCCGCCAAAAGUUCAAGAGAAAUGUCAGCUGGAGAUCAACUUUAACACGCUGCAGACCAAAUUGCGUAUCAGCAACAGGCCUGCCUACAUGCCCUCUGAGGGGAAAAUGGUGUCGGACAUUACGAGCGCAUGGCAGGGUCUGGAUCAGGCAGAGAAAGGUUAUGAAGAGUGGUUGCUGAAUGAACUUCGACGUCUGGAGCGUCUUGACCACUUGGCUGAGAAAUUCCAGCAGAAGGCGUCCACCCAUGAGAGCUGGGCUAAAGGUAAAAACGAGCUCCUGACUCUAAAGGACUAUGAGCGUGCCUCUCUGACCGAGGUACGGGCUCUGCUCCGGAAGCACGAGGCGUUUGAAAGCGACCUUGCCGCGCAUCAGGACCGAGUGGAGCAGAUCGCAGCCAUUGCACAGGAACUCAAUGAACUGGACUACCAUGCAGCUGCAGCCAUUAAUGAGCAUUGUCAGCAGAUCUGUGAUCAGUGGGACCAGCUAGGAACUCUGACUCAGAAACGGAGAGAGGCCCUGGAGAGGACAGAGAAAUUGUUGGAGACAAUCGAUCAGCUUUUCGUGGAGUUUGCUAAAAGAUCUGCUCCGUUUAAUAACUGGAUGGAUGGAGCCAUGGAGGACCUGCAAGACAUGUUCAUAGUGCACAGCAUAGAGGAGAUAGAGGGCCUAAUGUCAGCCCAUGACCAGUUCAAAGCGACGCUGCCUGAGGCAGACGUGGAGAGGCAGGCCGUCCUGAGCAUCUACAACGAGGUCCAGAAAAUCACUCAGACUUACAACAUCUCUCCUAACCUCACCAACAUCUACUGCACCAUCACCCCAGCCGAGAUCAGCCUCAAAUGGGACAAGGUGAAGAGACUGGUCCCGCAGAGGGAUUCCGCAUUACGGGAUGAGUUAUCCAGGCAGCAAGUGAACGAGCGUGUCAGAAGGCAGUUUGCAGCCCAGGCCAACGCGAUCGGACCCUGGAUACAGGCACGCAUGGAGGAGAUUGCACGCUGCUCUGUGGAUCCAGGAGCCACUUUGGAGGAUCAGAUGAAUCAGCUGAAGCAGUACGAGGGUAUGAUUAUCAACUACAAGCCAAACAUCGACAAGCUGGAGGGAGAACACCAGUUUAUCCAGGAGUCACUCAUAUUCGACAACAAACACACCAACUACACCAUGGAGCAUAUCCGUGUUGGAUGGGAGCACCUCCUGACCACCGUGGCUCGCACCAUCAACGAGAUCGAGACUCAGAUCCUGACUCGUGACGCCAAGGGCAUCAGUCAGCAGCAGCUCACCGAGUUUCGCUCAUCCUUCAGCCACUUUGACAGGAAGAAGAAAGGAGGAAUGGAUACAGAGGAAUUCCGUGCAUGUCUCAUCUCCAUGGGUUAUGACCUGGGCGAGGCGGAAUUUGCUCGGAUCAUGUCCGUGGUCGAUCCGAAUGGUAAGGGAAAGGUGACGUUCCAGUCGUUUGUGGACUUCAUGACUCGUGAGACUACGGAGACCGACACUGCUGAACAAGUCGUCGCCUCCUUCAGGAUCCUCGCUGGUGAUAAGCCGUAUAUAAUGAUUGAAGAGCUGAGGCGUGAGCUGCCUCCUGAACAAGCUGACUACUGCAUCGCCAGGAUGCCUCUAUACACCGGGCCUGAUGGGGUGCCAGGAGCCUUGGAUUACCAGGCCUUCUCUUCUGCCCUCUAUGGAGAGAGUGACCUUUAAACACACACACACACACACACACACACACACACACACACACAUAUAUAUAUAUUUUCUUUUGAUUGCCAUGUGUUACAUGACUGUUUCUAGCACUCCCUCCUCCAGCAAUUUUCCAUCGUGACUCAAAAGCGUGUUAUCAAAUACAACACGGUGUGUUUCAUUUAAACUUUGUGCGGAGUGCUAACUAACUGGUUCACCAAUUACCAAGCUUGUUAAUUUACUACAGAGAAUAAAGUAGCGAUGUUAUAUCAGUAAAAACGAUACCUGGAAUAUUCGGUUAAAUAAAAA